AUGUAUGGCUAUGCAUUAAUCGAAAACCCCGUUACAUUCGAUGAAGUUGAAGAAUUACACCACUACUAUCAGUGUUGCGGUUUUGAAAACACUGAUGAUUGGACGUCAAUAAUUCUCUACCGUUAUAACAAUCUUUUUACCAAUGAAACUCUUAUACAUCCCAAUGGAUUUGAGUGGAUGAUAUACUGUGUAAAUAGGACGGAAGCGCGUUCUUGCUACUUACCACAGUUUUGUUGUUCAGUAGCUGGAUGUCAAAGGAUGCCGGACGAUGAAGAACCAUUUGCCGAGGAACUCAUCAAACUAGAAAAAAAUCCCGUACUUGCGUAUGAGUACUAUCACAAUCAUUUUCGUAGAAAACCCAAUAUUUCUGGCACCUACGAUACGGCAUGCUUUCCUAAAAUUGCUCAAAUUGUCGAUCAUGAAGUCACGAGAAUAUGGAAGUGGCUGAUAGUGCUGGUUAUCUUAACUAUUAUUAUGACAGUGCUAAUUACUGUCAUACUUCUUUACAAUUCUGGCCAAGGAAGAGUGAUGCUGAAUUUGAAUCGAGUAAGGCUUCUAAUGAGCUGUUAUCACUGCCUUCUCGUAAAUGAAAAAUUUUGA
Messenger RNA from Haemonchus placei, 600 nucleotides. NCBI's taxonomy places the organism in Eukaryota, Metazoa, Nematoda, Chromadorea, Rhabditida, Trichostrongylidae. The record is from the annotation of a GenBank genome assembly.